Acanthopagrus latus (yellowfin seabream) is the source of this 6670-nucleotide messenger RNA. RefSeq names its product interleukin 11 receptor, alpha (gene il11ra). The record is from RefSeq and is a predicted model, not a curated record. The transcript has 12 exons. Gene Ontology annotation, cellular component: external side of plasma membrane; membrane. Gene Ontology annotation, biological process: cytokine-mediated signaling pathway. Gene Ontology annotation, molecular function: cytokine receptor activity; protein binding. Bases 153 to 1343 code for a protein of 396 amino acids. NCBI's taxonomy places the organism in Eukaryota, Metazoa, Chordata, Actinopteri, Spariformes, Sparidae.
CCUCCUCCUCCUUGUCCGACUUUGUUGCUCUCCUGCCCCGCUAGCCCGUCUCCAGUCUCUCCGGGGAGCCGAAGAACAACUCGACAAACUCCCAGCCAUGGAAGGCGACAAUAUAAUAAUGCCUGUUUGACUCGGGGAGAUUUCCUUCCAAGAUGCCAGGCCUUUUGUCCAGUCCUGUGUGUCUAACAGUCAUCUGGUUUUUAUCUUGGUCGCUGCGUCCCAGUCGUGCUCAGAUUCAGACUGAUGAAGUGUCAGGCGUGCAGUACGGGCGCUUGGGUUCGAAUGUGACACUGGCUUGCGGGAAGUCACAAACCAGGAUCCCUGUGGUGUGGCAUCUCAACCAGAGCUCAGCGUUGCCAUGGCACAAAGUGACAUCAGAUGGAAGCUUAGUCCUGCUGCACACCGACCACUCAGCACAAGGCAACUACAGCUGCUAUGACAGCCAGGGGCUCCCCCUCCACUCUGUCAAACUCAGGCUGGGCCAUCCCCCUGGGCUGCUGAGCAUUUCCUGUCAAGUGCCCAAUCACACACAUGUUCGCUGCUCAUGGGUGGAUUCGGUGAAGACAUUCCUGCCAGCCAAGUACAAUGCCUCCCUCAGGGGGAAUGGUAACGCGUGGAUGCCGUGCAUUGUGGAUGUUACCCGCAAGCACUGUGAUGUAUAUCAUCCUCCGUUCUGGCAGACAAUCCAUACCGUGAGAGUCACAGAGACUAAUUUCCUGGGGUCCGAGACAACAUAUGGCCGGUUUAAGCUACACGAACUAUUGAAACCAGACCCUCCAGAGUCAGUGUUGGUGAAGGAGCUUGAAGGCUAUUCAAAGAGGCUCUAUGUCUCAUGGAACUCUCCUUCUUCCUGGCCACUGCAUGAUGCCUUCCCCCUUGUGUUUCACAUCAGAUACAAGCCACAGGGUUCAAUGUACUGGUCAGAGAUUUACUCUGAUGUUAGUCCAGUCAUCAUAUUUGACGCCUUGGCUGGCCACCUCCACCAAGUUCAGGUUCGAACACAUGACGAGGUGAACUCUGACAGCCAGUGGAGCGAAUGGAGUCCUCUUCUUCUCGUCAGGCCAUGGGAAGUCCACACCACCACUGAACCUACAGAGGAACCACUGCCAGAUGAUGAUGAUGAUGAUGAUUAUCCUGAAACGUCCACUGCAAAGUCACACAAUCCUGUAGCUGAGGACGAAGGUAAUUUGGGUUUGGUGAUUCUGCUGGUUUUGUUCUCCGUGGUCAUCCUCACCACCGUCCUUUCCCUCAUCUUUGUUGUGUGGGUGAGGCAAAGGCGGCGUGAUCAUUUGGCAAUACAGGAACUCGCGUCUAUGGUCAAGAUGAAGUCCAUGCCAAUCUAAUGUUCAUUUAAAGCAUCCUGUCCUCGUUGGCCCGUUCUAGGGCUCCCUCCGGAGAGUCAGCCUCUGCCUUCACCACUGUAGCAUGCUGGCCGUACAUACUCAACUACACUACCCAGAAUGCACCUGCCACAGUCCAUCCAGGACAACAGAAACUGACGUAUACAAAGGAACCUUGCAUAGUAGGGUGUAUUAGCUGACUGAAGGGUGCCUUUAGUGAGGUAUCCCUGGAUGUAUUCAGUGGACCCUUCUAAUGACACCACCCACAAUGCAUCAGCAGACUCCACCCUUGUGCACUGGGGGCAGAGUAAACAGAGACUACUCUGUUUCUCAAUGUUCACUUCAGCAACUUCUAUACAGUUCACUCUGCGUCAGGAGUUCACUCGCAACCGAUGCUGCUUCACGUGGACUGACUCCUCAGCCUCGCCGGAGAGGAGCGAUGUUUUUUAUUUUUGAACUUUUUAGCAACCCGUAAGGACAGGAAGUUCAGCUGCCAAACAGGAGAACAGACACAUUUCUGGGACAACUUUUUUUUCAUCGGUUUUCUCACCAAGAUGUCCUCACGUUCUUUUGUUUGUUUGUUUGUUUUGCUUCGCUGUGAGAUGUAACAGACUCAUGUGCGUCCGUUAUGACACCGACUGACCGACCGACUCAAUGCUGUGAAGGAAGCAUCACUUCUGCCAGUCUCUUCGUGUGCGUCUGGUGCCAAAGCAGCGACUAUGGGCAUUAUGGUCUCAGCUGAGGGGGCAACCUGUUACUGGCUCCUGACCUGAGGGAGGGAUAUGGAGUAAAAGGUCCAGGGCGGGUGGGUUGGGAUAUUUAGACUUUAUUUCAUUUAUGGCAAGUGAUUUUAUGUUGCAUGAUAUACUCGUUUUUGUUGUCUGAUGUCUUGUCUAGUUUCUUUUGUUUUACCUCUUUCUAUUCAUCCAUCCACUGUUCCUAAAUGUGUGUGCAUGGCAGACACACAUGCAGAGAAAGAGAGACAUUAGAAAAGAGACACUGGCCUUUCACAAACCACCAGCAUUAUGACAUUACAUGGAUACUUUCUUAGCUAGAGAAUAGUAAAAACCACAGUUUUUAGCUUCCCUUCCAAGACUCCAAAUAACAUCAGUAAAUUCCAUUUAAAGUCACUUUUAUGAAAGGUCAUACAGCAGCGUUUCUUAGAGAUUAAACACUGUUCAUUCAGGGAUAAAAGUGUAUGAAAAGAUGAUUUCUGUCCUAAAAUUCACACAAACAACCUUUAAAGAACAACUUGACACGAGGCUGAAAAUCAGCGUUCUGCUGUCUUCUGUGGUUGAAUGCUGCCACACCCGGCACCUUCGAUGGGUGGGGUGAGGUUUGGUGAGUUUGUUGCACCGGUUACCAAACAGUGAUGUCGCAAGGUCCUGGAGAACACCGUUCCAUCACUGGGACAAAAGGGAGAGGAUAAACCACUGGAGGUCAGCAAAAACAUGUUUUUCAGUGGGCGUGAAGCUACUAAAACCAAGAUGGCACACAGACAGCUGAACAGUAUGUAAUUUUACAAUGUUUCACAGUCAAAACAUACUUAACAAGACAGUGUCCACUGUAGGACUGAACUGGUUAUUUUCAUGACCAUUAAGUCUAUGGAUUAUUUCUUUCAAUAAAAUGUCAGAAAAUUGAGAGAAAAUUCAGUUUUUGACAUCUUCAGACUUAUUUUAUCUGAUCAGGCCAAAGAUUUUAAUAUUGAAUUAUCGGAAACUGGGAAAAGCAGCAAAUCGUCACAUUUGGUGAGCCAAAACAGGCAAAUACUUGGCAGCCUGUUGAUACAUGAUAAAAACAUUGAAUCAAAUAAAUCAGGAGGCGGCAGGUUUUGGGCUCUGCGGAGGCGACCAAAGUCCAUCCAUCCAUCCAUCCAUCAUCUGUACACAUUAUAUGUACGCCGCUUAAUCCUCUGCAGGGUCGCGGGGGGGCUGGAGCCUAUCCCAGCUGACUUAGGGCGAAGGCAGGGGACACCCUGGACAGGUCGCCAGUCUAUCGCAGGGCUGCGACCAAAGUCACUUCAGCUAAUUAAAUUUGGCCUAAAUGAGUGAGACCAAGCAAAUACUUGUUUAAUGAAAAAUAAAUAUCAAAAUAAUUUAGAUAAUAACACACUUCCCCGUCGCUCCCCAACACUUUUGUCAACUGGACACAUUUAAAGUCAGAGUUUGCGUCUUGUGUUAAUCAUCGCUCCAAGUCCGGUAAAUUGGGUUCUUAUUUCUCGGGAAGCAUCUGCACAUCGUUUCCAGUUAUUGGACCACGUUUUACAUCUCUGGCCGGCUCACUGCAGUUUGAGGUCUGGCAGAAGACGACGAAUAAUAUUAAACCGGCACAAACUCAAUAGCGUUCCACCGCUUCAGGGUUUGAACUUUAAUAAUCAAAAGUGUUGUUUAUCACCCACUGACUUUAUUGACAUUCAGCACUCAGGCUUUUGCGGCAUCAUUAAACUUAUUGUAACCCCCUUUUUUAACGUGAUAAAGCUACACAGUUGGUCAGACAGACUCAUCUCUGAUUAGACUGAUGUGACCUGCAGAUAAGAGUAAUGAGAAUAGGAAAACACACAUCACUGUUCACCACUUUAAAGACCAGAGAAGCAGAACGCACCCAGAAGCUUAAAAUAAAUAAUAAUUAAUGUGAUGAUAUUUUACUUUUCUGUUUCAUUUUGUUUUUUCUUACAUUAUUUUUUUUCAGUGGGUGUUUGACACAAAUCAACCACCGGAACAGUAGCAAUGAGCAGCUGCGACACAGUGUCGGUGUAGUCGAUUGUAGCGGUCGAUGAUGAGAACGUGUCCGUGGAGCCGUCGCUUAUCGGUCAGUUCUCUCAUGGCCGCCGAGUUCAUGUAGCUGAAUCAGAGCACGUUUGGUCGGUGGGUGCGGACGUGAGAUGAGCACAAACACAACUGAUUGACAAGAGCGACUCUCGCUCACUGUACUCGUGUGUUGCGUUCCACCGACUCUUGAAAAAAUGAAUGAUAUCUGGGCGGCCAGUGCGAACCGUAUGAAAAGCCCUGAAAUACCUCCAGUCGACUUCAUCUGUUUCGUAGUUUUGCUUUCGACAGCUGCAUCUACAAACCUUGUGUCCUGGCUGACUAAAACAUUUCUUGCUGUUGGUCUCUUGGUGACACUCUGUUGAUCCAAAGCUGUGUAGUUAUCAACUGAUUGAUUGAUUGAUUGAUUGAUUGAUUGACCGACUGAGUAGUUUGUAUCAGGAACACAAGGUGCAUCAAUGUCAAACUGUUCCCAGAACAGUUUGACAACUGUAUGUUCUCUCAAGCUAGCUCCACAUAUUAUGCAUGGAUCCAAUUGAAGCUUUUUUUUGUUGUAUAUUAUUGUAUAUCACACUUUAAAAAAAAGAAAACAUUUCAUGUAUGUUAUUAUAAGUGAUGUUUAUAUGUAGAGAAAAAAAAAACAUAUUCUUUGGGAUUGUUUUGCAGACAUGGUUUAACUCUUAAUUUUUGUUUUGAUUUGUAAUAGACAAAUUAUUACAGUUCAUCAUAUUAUUUACACUUCAAUGAUGAAACCCAUUCGGCAAAAAAAAGAAUAUAAGAAAAAAAAUCUGAGAAAAUGACUUUAUAUAUACAACUGUACCUUCUGUAAUUCCAGAUUUUCCCACAGGAAAUGAUGUGUUGAGUUGAUUAUCCAUGUCUGGAGAACCUUCCCAUCAUUGUGUAUUUGUGUCUGUCCACCCAGUUAUAUGAAGCUGUGUUACUGUACGAUUACUGUAUGGACAGUGUGUUUACUGAUGUCGUCUUCGUCCAACUUGCUUUACUUUAGUGUUCAACUUCAUUUCUAAGCAGUCAGAUGAAAGACGAAUUAGUGGUUGUUGUUUCUUUUUUUCAGUACUUCUUGAACUCCCAUGGCAACAUUCACCAACAAAGUUAAACUGUUUAAUCUUCUAAUUAUAUCAGACAGAGAGCUCUUAACUUUCUGUUUGAAAGUGGAGAGAAUUGUGUGUAGAUAGAUAUCAGGAGGGUGUGAGCCAGACAUCUUUCAGAGCUUGUGUAAACAAAACGGAACAAAAAAAAAAAAAAAUGACAUGCAGUUUCGCUUUAACAAAACCUAAACAGUCCAAAUGACACCUGCUAUUCAUUCUUUCAAACUGGAUUUAAAAAAUCGAAAUUUAGCGAUGGAUGAGUUGGUAGUCACUGAAUCUUCGGUUGUUUUUAUCCCCCAAAUAAUAAAGGUGAAAGCACGUCUGUUGUUCGACUCGUCUGCUCGCUCAAGCUGUUGCUAAUGCUGUUAAUGCUAUUAACACUGCUUACCCUCGCUAGUGAAUGUUAAUGUUAGGCUAACUAGCUUACACUAUAAUGAUUCUGAAUUGAUAGUUUUAAAGAUGUUUUCUGGUUGCUAAUGCUAGCUAGCUAACAUUAACAUCGCUAACGUUAGCUAAUGCCACAUGUUCUAGUUUAUUAUUUUUUUUAGCUUGGUUUAAAGUUUUUCUCCAAUAAACUGGCAACUACAAAGACUUUUGAUCAAUGAGGAAACGCAUAUACAGUAUAUCAUGAUUCAUAAUUCACAAUCAUAAAUAUGUGCAAUAUUUUGAUUUUGUACCUUUCUCCAAGCUCUCUGGAUUUAUUAUUUUUUAAAUGAUUUGUCCAUACAAAAAUGUAAUCAAUAUCUUAAAAAGUUGCUAAUUUCCUUCAGUGCAUUAUAGCUUAAUUAAAUGAAUAUUUCCAGGCCUUCCCAGACCUUCACGGUCUGCUUGAAGUGUCUUUAACAUGACCUGCUCGCUCACUGUAACUAACAGUACUUUACAAGCUAUUUAAUACGAGAGAACUCUAUAAGUCAUUUUAAAAUAUAGGAAAAAAUAAAACCCAGAGUGCUUUAACUAGUAUAAGGGGAUCCAUUUUCCUCACUAUUGCAGGGUUUCACAACGUAACAAAGUUAAUAUUUUUCCAAUCUAAACAGCAAAAUAAAAGUCAUAUUUUUCUCUCUCAGUAAAACAAAAGAAAAAAAAGUUUUCAUGAUAUAUAGUCAACAAGGUCAGAUUUUAUAAAUCAUCAGAAUUUCAUGUGGGACAAGUGCAGUCUAGUCGUCAUCAUGUAUUUGUGUGUAACGUGUAACCUCUGACUGCCACCUCCUCUGUUUCACUCUAGCGGCGUCUUCUCUGUUCUUGUGGUAUUUGCAGUCUUUCUUUGUUCCUCUGCAGUAUGUGAUGGCAGGUGGAGCCUGUUGGUUUCAGUUCUUAUGACUCAAAUUACACUCAGGCAUCCAUUCUCAGAUGUACAUAGUCCUUUUUUUUAAAUGCUUAAUGUGUACGACAGAUAUCACCAUAAGCUGUUUUAUUUCUUCCUGUCCUUGUAUGUCUGUGAAAUAAAUACUAUUUUAUCACA